Molecule: messenger RNA, 2796 nt
Organism: Dromiciops gliroides (monito del monte)
Lineage: Eukaryota; Metazoa; Chordata; Mammalia; Microbiotheria; Microbiotheriidae
Gene: VSTM2B
Product: V-set and transmembrane domain containing 2B
Exons: 6
Coding region: 1291-2169 (292 amino acids)
Source: RefSeq, a predicted model, not a curated record
UUAAGAGGGCGUAGGGAACCAGCCUCGAUCCUCUAACCCUCCCGGAAAUCUCCCCAACCUUGGAUCAACUAGUUUAUCUCCACAUUGUCCUUGCCAACCUCCUUCUCUCGCGCGACCCCUCCUCUCCUCGUUUUUCCUUUUCCCUCCCUCCCGUCUUUUUCUCCCUCCCUCCUGGCCUCCCCACUUCUCCUGCGCCUCCUCCUCCUCCUCCCAUCUCCCACGGUCAUAGCUCUCUCUCUCCAACAGAGGCACCUGCUUCGAGCUCACUUCUCCUCGGUGAUCCACUGCGGACUUCUGGUGCCUGCUCCGCUCUUGGGGACCUGGUCCUUCCUUCUGGUUCUCACUGCCAACUGCCCCCCGGUUCCGGGAGCACCCGCACACCCCCAAGGUCCCAGCGCCUCCUCCGCCCCGCCCCUCCCCCAUCUCCUAGCUGUCUUUUCUAACUGGUCUCCUGUUCUGCUAGCCAUGGACUGGGGCUUGAUCAUCGUUGCUUGGGUCAGCCUGCUUAAGAAACCGAGAUUUCCGUUCUGAGGCUGAGCAGUGUUGGCUGGUGGAGUCACGAAAGGGGUUGGGGGGGCGGCGACGGGCAGAAAAAGCGAGAGGAGAAAAAAGCAGAAAGAGGAGAGGAAGAGAAGGCAAAGAGCCCGGCUCUUGAGUGGCUCCCUAGUGCCAGUGGUUCUCAGCGCCUACUGCGGGGUAGCCCAGCGACCGGAGUUCAUAACGCUGUGCUUGAGACCCCCGCGCUGCUGCCGACUCACCCCGCCUCCUCCCGGCUAGCCCGAGCCGAGAGGCAUUGGGGGAUGGGUCCUGGCGCGGUGCCCGGGACCCCUGCCUCGCUGGCGGAUACUGAAUCGCGGAUCUUCCGGAGCCGAGUGAAAUCCGCUUCCCCAUCCGACUAACUCGCUUUAGGGAUCGAGCUACAGAAACAGCCAGCCAGAAGGGCAGACAGGCGGGCGGACAGACGGACCGGCACUGGCAGCGCACCGGCGCGCACACACACCCUCGGGCGACCGGCGCCUCCCAUCCUGUGGAAUUUAUCCUUCCUCCCAUCCUAGCACACCAGCCCCUCCCCCGUGCUUCGCCCUUUCUCCCGCUCUCCCGAAAAUAAAACAGAAGGGGUUGAUUGGUGGCUUUGGGUGGCGGUGGGGAGAGGAGGCAAGCCACCUUCGCCCAAGCUGGACCAGGGUCCGAGCCGGUCGGGGGGCCAUGGAUUUGGAGAUGUCCUAGCCGCGCCCGGCGCCUACAUCCGCUUGUCCCCUCGGCCCGCUCUCCAAACUCUCCCCACGUGAAAUGGAACAGCGGGGACCGAUCAGCGCCCUCCGAUACCUGCUGCUGCAUGCCCCGCUGCUCCUCAUAGCCAACGCUACAUUCACCGAAGUCCCCAAAGAUGUGACUGUUAGGGAGGGAGAAGAUAUUGAGAUGCCCUGUGCUUUUCGGGCGAGUGGAUCAACCUCCUACUCGUUGGAGAUCCAGUGGUGGUAUCUUAAAGACCCGCCCCGGGAGCUGGCCCACGAAUUAGCGCUCAGUGCCCCAGGCAGCAGAAACAAGGUAACAAAUAAGGAUGCAACCAAAAUCAGCACGGUGCGGGUACAGGGCAAUGACAUCUCGCACAGGCUGCGGCUGUCGGCCGUGCGGCGGCAGGACGAAGGCGUGUACGAAUGCCGGGUGUCGGACUACAGCGACGACGAGACGCAGGAGCACAAGGCCCAGGCGCUGCUGCGGGUGCUGUCGCGCUUCGCGCCGCCGGACAUGCAGGCCGCCGAGGCCGUGUCUCACAUCCAGAGCAGCGGCCCGCGCCGCCACGGGGCCGCCGGGCGGGCCACCUCCGAGCCUGGCCGCGACAAGCGGCCCCCGGGGCGAGCCGGGGCCGCCAACGCCGCCGCGCCAGCGGAAGCAGCAGCAGCGGGCGCAGCAGCCGCAGGAUCAGCGGCGGGAGCCGACAGCGAGGCUGCAGCGGCCUCCGCAGCCAACAACGCCGCCGCCACCACCCCAGCUGCAGCCGCUGCCGCGGCCACCGCCGCCUCCUCGGCCUCGCCUCCGCCGGGCAGGGCGGUCAUCCUCCGCCAGAGGCAUGGCUCGGGUACGGGACCUAUUUAUGCUACAGACCCAUUCCUAUACAUGUUCCUGUUAGCACUGCAUAAGCUUAUACACUUGUUAGUAAACCACUGAUGGACCUCUAAUACUCCUCAGCCAAACACAAAAUGAACCUAUUUCAGUCCUUGGUAAGAACUUCUGUGUCCCACAGACAGACAGAGAAAGACUGAGAGAAGCAUGAAAAAUUCUACAUGGGAAAAAAAAUCAUAUUUUUUGGGGAAGUUACACAAAGUAGACCACCUAAAAUAAACACAUCUAGUUUCCAAAUAAGAUGAUGUGUAAGCCUGCUCUAUGCACGGCUUCAAUGAUUUCUCUACUUCAAUGUCAUUUUCUGUUCUAAACUCUUCCUCCGAUUCUUCAUUUUGCACGAACUGUUGAGCAGUUAUCUUUAUGACAAUAUGUAAAAAUGUGGGGUCCAAACCUUUCAGAUGAAGGGGACUAUUUUUAGUAGAUGAUUGUGUUUUGUUUUGGGGUUUUUUGUUUUGUUUUGUUUUGUUUGGAUUUCCCCUUUCUGUUGAGAUUUUUCUUUUUGGAUUAUUCAAGUAAAUUAUUUCUUUGGAGACAUUUUGAUUAAAAAAGGCACAUCUUAUCAUAAUUAAUAUUCACUGUCAAUAAUAUUUAUUUUUAAAUAAAGAUUGGAAACAAGGUAAGACAUUUGUUUAUAAACUGUAUUGUAUAUUGCUGAAUAACAGUUGAAUAAAA